Molecule: messenger RNA, 4343 nt
Organism: Perca fluviatilis (European perch)
Lineage: Eukaryota; Metazoa; Chordata; Actinopteri; Perciformes; Percidae
Gene: scaf4a
Product: SR-related CTD-associated factor 4a
Exons: 19
Coding region: 179-3397 (1072 amino acids)
Biological process (GO): negative regulation of termination of RNA polymerase II transcription, poly(A)-coupled
Cellular component (GO): nucleus
Molecular function (GO): RNA polymerase II C-terminal domain phosphoserine binding; RNA binding
Source: RefSeq, a predicted model, not a curated record
CAACACAAUUGAAUCCCAUCAUGCUUUGCCGUGCCUGCCGACCCGAGAGCUACCGAUGCUAGGCUAACUGCCGUUAGCUAACGGGGAGCGGACAUGUUGUACCGAGCCUUCUUUUAAUAAACAUCGCUGUAAGCGGGGGAUCGGGAAUUAAGGGGAAAGCUCAUAGCGUUGGGCAAUCAUGGAUGCCGUCAACGCCUUCAACCACGAGUUGUUCUCAUUGAUGGACUCCAAGCCCCCAAUCUCUCGGGCAAAGAUGAUCUCCAUCACCAAAUCGGCCAUCAAAGCUAUGAAACUCUACAAACAUGUGGUCCAGAUUGUGGAAAAGUUUAUCAAAAAGUGUAAGCCUGAGUACAAGGUAGCAGGCCUGUAUGUGGUGGAUUCUAUUGUUAGGCAGUCCAGACACCAGUUUGGAUCAGACAAGGAUGUCUUUGGCCCAAGGUUCACCAAAAACAUUACAGGAACCUUUGAGAACCUCUGCCUUUGCCCAGUAGAGGACAGGAGUAAGAUUGUGCGGGUGUUGAACCUGUGGCAGAAGAAUGGGGUGUUCAAGAUUGAGGUUAUUCAGCCCCUCCUCGACAUGGCAGCUGGCUCUAGCAGUGCUGCUGCACCCUACACAGGCUCAGAUGAUCCAGGUUCUUCCCCACCUCCAGCCAAAGAGCCAGUUACUGCGGUAACGGCAAACUCCACCACGGCAUCUGCUGCUCAGCUGCAAAACUCUGAUGCCUUUGCUGCUGUCGCACAGCUCUUUCAGUCCACACAGGGUCAACAGCUUCAGCAGAUGCUCCAAAACUUUCAGCAGCAGCCAGUGAAGUCUGACACCAACACUCAGCCUCCUGUCCAUACCAGUCAAACACAGGCCCAAAACAUAACCACUGGCCUGGGCACGGUCACCCCGCAACCGCCUCUGCCCACCCAAACCGCCCAGCAGAAGGCAGCCUUUGACAAGAAAUUGCUGGACCGUUUUGACUAUGAUGAUGAACCAGAAAUUGGAGAAGAAACAAAGAAGGAUGAAAUGUCAUCACAGGCCUCCUUUAUGCAACAGCCUCCAGCCUUCCCACAGCACAUGGAGCACUUUAAACCGUCAAUGAUGAACGUGUUGCAAGGCCUCUCACAACAGGUUCCUCUCCCUCCUAAUGGCCAGCUUCAGGCCUAUGGUUUACCGCCAGGACAAAGCUUCCCAGUUAUGAUGCCUCCUAUGGGGCAUGCUUUGCCAGGGCAGACCCUCCCUGGUUCUACUGGGCCUCCAGGCUUCUCAGGGGUAUACCCACCCCACAAUGCAGCCCAGCAACAACAGGAUUUGUCAAUGGAUAUGGACCGAUCAUCUAUGAGGGAUGGCAGACAUGGUCGACGAUCACACUCAGGCUCUAGGUCUCCAAAGCGGAGGAGGUCGAGGUCUAAUUCCCGUACACGACGAUCCAGGCACAGGCGAUCGCGCUCGCGCUCCAGAGACCGGCGUCACCACUCCCCACGCUCUCGCUCGCUGGAGCGCAAGGAGAGAGAGAAGGAGAGAGAGCGACGGCAGAAAGGCCUUCCGCCACCCAAGAGCGAGACACUAAGCAGUGACGCUAUGAUCCCUCCACGCGGCUGUGCCUAUAUUGUCAUGAUACAUAGGCAAGAUGCCUUCAGGGCUCUACAGAAGCUUAGUAGAGGAUCACACAAAGUGAACCAGAAAGCAAUCAAGAUUGCUUGGGCUUUGAACAAGGGCAUAAAGCCUGAGUUUAAACAGUACUGGGAUGUGGAUCUGGGUGUCACCUACAUACCUUGGUCUAAAAUCAGAGAGGCUCAGUUGGAGGAGCUCAAAGAAGGAGGAAUACUGGAUGUGGACACCUUAUCACCAGAGUGGAGUGGAGUGAGAAAGACUAUUGGCCUCCUGGAGGAACUCAACCACAACGGCCGUUCGGAGCCACAGCAGCCUGAGGAAACACAAGUAUUACCUGGGGCUGCUCCUCCUGCUCAGGUUCCUCCGAUGCAGCAGCCAGUGGUUGGUGUGGGUUCUCUCCAGCCUCCUGUUUUUCCUGGUCCCAUAGGCAUGCCUCUGCCUUCCUUCCCCCCAGGCGUCCCCCCUCCUCCUUUCAUCAGACCUGGCUUCAACCCCAUGCAGAUGCCUCCAGGUUUUCCUCCCCCAGGUACCAUGCCUCUUGGUCCCCCACCUCCCUCCAAAGGUGGAGUUGAAGACCCGCCUCUGGACCCAGCGGGUCUGGGCAAGAGGAAAAAUGACGAGGUCCUGGAGGGUCCCAACAUCUUCAGCAAUCAGAUGGGGCCCAUGGGUAACCAGUUAGGUGGACCUCUGGGUUCUCUCCCAGGUGGUCCUCCAGGAAACCUCCAACCCCCUUCUGGUGGUCUGCUUGGCGCACGGCCUGGUAUAAUCCCACUCCAGCGUCCUCCGGUUCCCCCACCACCACACAUGCAGCGCUUCCCUCCACCCCAUGGGCCACGACCCCCUCACCCCAACAUGCCACCUAUGCCACCACAGAUGAUGCCCAGAGGGCCACACCCUCAAAUGAUGCAACAUGACCCCCCUCCACCUAAAGGAGGCUUUGGGAUGCUCCCUCCUCAUAAUAUGAGAGCUCCUUUCCCUCCACAUGGGCAUGGCCCUCCUCCUCAAGGUCCUCCUCCUCCUUUUAUCAGACCAGGGGGGCCUCGUGGUCCGGAGGGGCUGGAAGAAAUGGAUGGCAGACCAUUCAGGGGAGACAGGCCUGGAUUCAGGGACCGAGAGCCAGAGAGGGACAGGGACUGGGAUCGAGAUAGGGAGAGAGACAGGGACCGAGGUUUUGGAGGUGGAAGGCGUCCAUUUGGUGAUGGAGGGAGGGGUGGAGGUGGUGAUAGAAUGGAUGGGAGGGACCGGCUCGGAGGCUGGCAGGAAGAUGGAGGAGAUCACAGGGGAGGAGGAUGGGAUAGAGACAGAGAUCGGGACAGAGACAGACGGGACUGGAGGGAGAGGCGAAACAGCCUGGAUAGCGACAGGGAGCGAGGGAGGGCUGAUAAUGGGGAGAGGGAGCGAGGGAGGGGAGAGGGAGGAGAGAGAGGACGGGUAGAAGGUGGGAGUCGAGAAAGAGGGAGAGGAACUGAAGGAAAAGAAGUGGGGGACAGGCCAAGGCGGUCAGAACGUCGAGAGAGGACCACGCGUUGGGACAGGGAUGAUCGAUUGGCCGAACUGGAAAACCUGGACAGAUUUCAGACCUCUAACAGCACAGAGCAACCUCCUGUGACUCCUGUGGUUACUAUGGAAACCAGUAAAGAACCAAGUGUGGAAGCUUCUGAAAAGAAGGCAGAGUCUGAACUUUUAGCUCCGUCUUCAGAGGUAAAAACUGCUGCAGAAGAACCGAUGACCUCUGAGCCCUCACCUUCAGCUCAAAGUGAGCCCACAGAAACAAAAGAGGAAGCAGCAGCAUCAUAGACUGGCUCACUGCUCCUUCAGCCAGAGACUGCUGUGAACCACUGAAAGAUAAGGAGAGGCAUUUUUCACUAUGAUGGUCAGUCGCAACUCAUGGCAUAUGAAUGCUAGCUCGUCAGUUUGUCAGUUGGUAAUUGGCAGUUUCUGGGCACUAACAUGUCUUGAAAACAAACCUCUCCCACACGUGUUGUUAAACAUAUGUAAAAUGGUUGUUUUCAGAUUGUACGGCUUAUGGUCAAAUUUGACUUUGCAUCUGUUUCUCCAAACACACGACCACAUGAAAAUCCGUUUGGCGCAAUUUGCUGUUGUUAAAUAUUGGCUGUCAACUUUUUUUCCUGUAAUUUGUAAGAAUGAACGGAGUGCUUGCAUGUUAACUUAGCUCUGUCCAUUUUAGGUUAAUUUGAGCUUAGCUUUUAUGUUUUUACUCAAGUUGGUUUGCAGGCGGAGUAAACAAAUGACUUCUAUGACACCAUUUUUUUUUACUUCACUGCCUUAUCUGUGUGAUAGCAGGCACUCCUCAACAAAGUGAAUAUGUUCAUUUUAAAACCUUUUUUUAAAUCUGCCAAAAUGUCAUGUCAAAACACUGAAUAUCUUUUCAAACAACUAUAUGAUAAUAUAGGCACCAUUAUUUUUCUUUGUUUUCAUCUCCUCUUGUGUUUAAUGUCGGCUCAUUAUUGCAAGAUCACAGCCAGUAAGGCACAGCUUUGAAAGGACUAUGGUGGGGGUGGGCUUAAAAUCCAAUCAUGUUACUUGUAGGUGUUUGAAUGGAGAAGGAAAAAGUACAAAUUGUGGAAGACAUGUCGGGGUAAAUUACACUGAGAAUUAGGUUUGGUACUUUGCUCACACAAAAUGUUGAGCUCUUCUUUUGAUUAUUUGCCCACUUUUGACCCUUUGAACCACACUUUAUUUCAGGCUUAAUAAAUACGAGUACUGUCUUCAUUCUACCAGA